AUGACAAAUAUAAGACUAUGUCCACGACUUAAUUGUUUAAUUGUGGUACAAUCUAUUUCCGCAAAUCUCACGGCUGUUGGAGGGUCUCUGUACGGGCGAUGCUCGAACCGCGUCGAUUCUGUCAGAGCGUUGAACGUCGCGUCUGAUGCCAAGUACAACAUCCGUAACGCGAGGGCUGUUGGAGUGGGAGGCGGAGGUCCACUGAGUGCGCUAGAAGCAAUGGAUUUAUCUUCUAACUCCGCCCGCGCUAUCAGUGAGACUCAUCCUUUUGGUUAG
Plasmopara halstedii is the source of this 276-nucleotide messenger RNA. RefSeq lists its product as uncharacterized. Bases 1 to 276 code for a protein of 91 amino acids. The record is from RefSeq and is a predicted model, not a curated record. The transcript has 2 exons. Lineage: Eukaryota; Oomycota; Peronosporomycetes; Peronosporales; Peronosporaceae.